AUGGAGCAGGGGGCCUCGCUCAUGCUGCCUCUCCGGCCGCAAAAAACCAAGACUACCAAAAAAGACAACUUACCAAUCCGCAUAGCUCAGAUCAACGCUCAGCGCGGCUCCUUUCGCAACAUCACCGAACAGAGUCUUCAAGAAGAGAUAACAGCGCACAAGGAAAAGAGCAAGGACAAGGCCAGUGAAAAUGAGGAAGAAGAGGAUCAAGAUGAAAAAAAUGUGAACGAGGUCGAUGCGACCGAACGUCAAGAUUUGCUGUACAAGAAACGGGCGGAGAUUAUUCAAUUCGCGGCUCAAGCUCAUAUGGAAACCCAAUUCGCGCUGGACUUCAUAUCCCUCCUACUGUCGAAACAUGCCCCGCGCCAAGCAGAAACGAGUAUCUCGCCGUACCUCAAACAAAAUGUCCCUCUGGGAUCGUUGAACAUCGAUGUCGUCAGAGCACCCCAGAAAUCUCAAUCGGCGUUACGUGACUCACAAAAUGUGGCUCGUGGGUGGAAGAUGGAAAGCUUUGAUGCUUCUGCGACCAGACUGCUCAAAGCUGCGUCGCGGUUGGAGAGUGAAGUCGCGGCGGAAACGAAAUACUGGGACCAGGUGUUGUCGAUCAAAGAUAAAGGGUGGAAAGUGUGUAGACUGCCACGGGAGAGACAGGUGCUUGGUGUACAGUAUGGAUUCAUGGAGGCUGCACCAACUUUCCGUGACCGCGGUCUGGCCUCUUUACGCCGUGCUGACGAUGGCACACUCGUUCUAGACAAGGGCCUGGUACCCUCAAGAGCGAGAGCAGUACGAGUACGGGUAAAAAAACAAGGCAAGAUCACAGGCAGUUCAAGCUUGUCACAGUUUGUAGCUGCUGCCGUUUCCGAUGAUUCAGUUGAAAAAACGAUUCUACAGUCAAGAGAUACGCUGUUUGAGGAAGAGCUAUUCCACGAACUCACUCGAGAAGCUCGGGUGCUCGUCAGCUCAGGAGUGACAACACACAAAGACAUGAUUGAAUUUGAAUACGAACCAGGCGAGCAAAUCCUGCUCGAUAUCGUGGAUAUGAAUGAUAUCAAGCCGGACAGUGAAAUGGACUCUGCAGAGAACGGCACUGUUAAUAAUUUGGAAGCCAAAGCAAUCGCGCACGCGCUCCGUAUCUUACUUUCAUAUGCACAUCGACAAAACCUACGACGACGAAGUCAAUUCCCACCUCCACUCACGAAACAGCCACGAGCGACACCACAAUAUCAACUCCUUCGUCCAAUUUUGUCAUAUAUGCAACACGACGCCCACGUACGUUCUCUACAAUCUUUCCUGCAAGAUGUUUACCAAGUCCUGAACUCCGCCGGUCUCCCUUCCAAAUACACAACCUCAAAAUUUUCAUCCCUACAAUUCAGCAAUUCCAACAUAGAUCAAUCCUCAACAGCAGUUGAGACCUUAGUCGGCCAAUUCAUGGAGCCCCUCCAAUCACGAUUCACCGGGUCAAUGGCCAAUCCUACCAGCACAUAUAAUAUUCGAAUUAACACCACUAUGCCAGAUACAUCAUCUCGCCAAAUGGCUCUUGGGACUGACUAUGAAUUGACCAUCCGCCUACCGAACUACCCAUAUACGCAACCACCGUCGCGAAUUGGGCUCAAACAUGAAGUUGAGUUGUUACUGUUACGACUAUUCACUCUGGACUUGAUUACAUACAUAUCUUCGACUUCCUCUCAGAAUUCGACCAAAGCGGCAGCAGAAACCAAAGAGCUGGAUUCCUCUCUAAGCAAGAACAUGUUGGUCUGGGAAUCCCCAUUCCCGCACCAUGGAGAGCUUUUAGGCAUGACACAAGAUGGCAAGCCAGUCAAACAGUUGGCCAUCGAUCUGAGUCGGGACAGGCUGAGUCUACGUCUGAAAUCUCGGGUUCAGCCUGAUGGCAAAUCGAACAAUCAAUCAGACGCCAACGAUCUACCCAAUGAAGAGGAUACAGCCAUCGACUACGACGAUUCAGAUUUCCCUCAAUCAGAAUUCGUUACCGGUCCAGGCGGAUUGAAAUAUACCCGUGCACCUCAAAGGUUGACUGGCGGGGAAAUCAUGCAUAUCUGGCGACGCGAGGAUGCGAAUAUACCGUCAAAGACGGUGGCGGAAGUCGUCGAACAGAUCUCCUCCAUUUAG
Molecule: messenger RNA, 2127 nt
Organism: Talaromyces marneffei
Lineage: Eukaryota; Fungi; Ascomycota; Eurotiomycetes; Eurotiales; Trichocomaceae
Exons: 3
Coding region: 1-2127 (708 amino acids)
Biological process (GO): regulation of transcription by RNA polymerase II
Cellular component (GO): mediator complex; core mediator complex
Molecular function (GO): transcription coregulator activity
Source: RefSeq, a predicted model, not a curated record